AUGCAGCUCGCUCGCGCCCCCGUCGCCGCUCGCUCCGCCACUCGCCCGGCUGCUCGCAGCCGUGUGGUGAUGGCUGCCACCUACAAGGUGACCCUCAAGACCCCCAGCGGCGAGAAGGUCAUCGACGUGGCCGACGACACCUACAUCCUGGACGCCGCCGAGGAGGCCGGCCUUGACCUGCCCUACUCCUGCAGGGCCGGCGCCUGCUCCAGCUGCGCGGGCAAGGUGGAGGCGGGCUCCGUCGAUCAGAGCGACCAGUCUUUCCUGGACGACUCCCAGAUCGGCAACGGGUUUGUGCUCACCUGCGUGGCCUACCCCACCAGCGACGUGACUAUCCUGACCAACCAGGAGGAGGCCCUCUACUAA
Monoraphidium neglectum is the source of this 366-nucleotide messenger RNA. RefSeq names its product Ferredoxin. Gene Ontology annotation, molecular function: electron transfer activity; 2 iron, 2 sulfur cluster binding. Gene Ontology annotation, biological process: electron transport chain. The coding region runs from base 1 to 366 and encodes 121 amino acids. The record is from RefSeq and is a predicted model, not a curated record. NCBI's taxonomy places the organism in Eukaryota, Viridiplantae, Chlorophyta, Chlorophyceae, Sphaeropleales, Selenastraceae. Gene Ontology annotation, cellular component: chloroplast. The transcript is spliced from 5 exons.